AUGGAAACUAAAGGUCAUUUAUUUUGCCAGGGGGAAGAAAAUACUGAUUCAUCAGAUGAUGACCGUAAUUCUUCUGCAGCUGACUUAUUAUCAAGAGAUAUUGACAGCAAAAGGUACAUAAAGUUUUCUAAAACAACAGAGAAGAGAAUUUCACCUGAAAUUAGGGGUUUGAGCCCAGAACACACAAAAAAGUAUGAAACAUCAAUGUUCCUACUCGGAGAAGAAAGAUCCUCUGAUUUUUCAGAAGGAAAAAAAGGCAGGAGGAAGAAGAGUUUACAAGUACAAUUGCGUACUAAAAGAACUGAGGUUUCUCCUUUGUCUGUGAAAGAGAAGAUGACUAGAAAAGAAAGCUCUUUAUGCAAAUUGCCAAGUCAGUACAGCAUUCACAAGAUUUUGUCACCUCUUGAUAGAUAUCCCUCAGUUAUUCGGAAAGAUGAAAGACUUUCUAACCUUUACCAGACACUGUAUGAUGAAGUACCUGAAGGACGCUUUUACUCAGAAGAAUUAAGUGGACUUCAGAAAGCCUGUAAAAUUUUUAGUAAAAUUCGAGGUGGUAAGAUUUAUGUGAAUGAUCUGCCAAUGAUCUGUCGCAUCUUGAAGAUCUCUAUAAGUGACACAGAAAUGCGAAAGGCACUGAAGACUGUUGAUAUUGAUGCAUUUCAGAAUGCCUUGAAGAUUUUUCACAGGAUAAAAGGUGGUCGAGUUCCAGCUUCUGAAGUGGAUAAAGUGUUGGAUAGCAUGGAUAUCUUGAUAGUCCCUGAAACUUUGCAGGAAGUGAUAAAAUAUGCUAAUAUCAACAGUAAUCAAAUGGUGGAUAUUGGGGAUAUUAUAUUUAUUUUGGAUGAACUACAGCAAGAGUAUGAGAAUAUUUCAAUUAUGGAAGGAACAGCCUCGGAUGAAGCUACUUCAAGAAAGUUAUCAAAUGUGUCAGGAUGCUAUCCACAGUAUAGGAAGAAAAGCAUUUUAUCUUCUGGACUGUCUGAAUCAUCAUUAUUCCAAAAGUUAAAUACAAAGAGCCUCCAAAAUCAUAAAAUUAUGAGUGAGAAUGAUGACUAUGAAUUUAAAAGACCAAAAAAUACUUUGCAAAUAAGAAAAUUCCAGGAUGCGGUUGAUAGCAAAUAUAUAGAAUUCCAGGAACCAUAUUCAAAGGAUGGCAUGAACUUUAAGAAAAGUUCAGAGAAAGUUGAAAUUCAUGACUCAAAGUCUAAACCACAAGACUUGAAGCAUGUUUCAGGCCUCAAAAAGUCCCUGGAUAAAAGUGAUAUUUUUAGUAUCCCAAAACUUCAGAAGCCAGCUGUGAGAAGGAGCUCUAGUCUUCUAAAACAAGUUUUGUCUAAGGAAAAAACUACAAUUAAUGCUCUGGAAAAUGGAAUGGUGAAAUUAGAUGACUUUGUGAGUGCUGUCUCUAAAGAGCAAAAUCUUCCUGAAUAUGAUGUGUUGACUGAUAUCAUUAAAGCUAUUGAUAAAAUUAAAGAUGAAAAUAUUGAUUAUGGGGAUCUGAACACUAGUCUUCAAAAUUUAGGAGUUUACCUUUCUAAGCCAGAAUUUCAGAAGAUCACAGAGUUGACUGAGGUUGGAGAAGGUGACAAAGUACAAAUUGAAGAAUUUGCGAAAGUAGUAAAGGAAAUACAUGAUACCUCCAAGUUAGAAGAAUCACAGGAGACUAUCUUAGCUGUUGAUUUGCCUGAAGAUGACAUGAUACCUGGGAAGAACUUGGAAGGUUUUCUAGGAGACAUUGGAAUUAAGUCACCUAAAGAAGAGGUAGAGAAAAUUCUUCAGUCAGAUUUUGUUUCUGAAGACAACAUGGUGAAUGUUAAAGACUAUAUGAAGACUCUGAGUGACACCCAGAAACUUUCCAGUUUUAUUGGAACAGAAGAUCCUUGUAACAUUGUUAAUAGUGUCUCUGAUGGGAAAGUUGCAGUUAAAGACUUUUUAUCUACCUUGGAGAAACCUUUGAGUAAAGAACAACUUAGAAACUCUGCAACAGAUGAUUUAUAUAAAGAGAUUACAACUCUUGAAAAGAUCAGAAGUGAUAAGAUGCCUAUAAAUGAACUGAGCUCCCAAUUCUUGAGUGCUGGAGUUCCAUUAAGCAACAAGGCAUUCCAGGAGAUUCUGAAUGAAACAUCUACUGAUGAUAUACACACUGCCCCCAAUACUGUCAGCUCAAUGAACUGCAACAGAAUUCAAGCUAAUGACUUAAAAAAUGCUUUUGAUGAACUCAGUGUUUCUGUAAAGCCUGAAGAACAUCAGAUGUUAGAGAAAACCCUUGACAUUGAUGUCAGUAUGACUGGGGCUAAUGUGUGGCACAGCUUCUGGGGCACAUUGUCAUCUGUGUAA
This is a messenger RNA of Capra hircus (goat), 2337 nucleotides long. It is a transcript of the gene EFCAB13, whose product is annotated as EF-hand calcium binding domain 13. The transcript is spliced from 18 exons. NCBI's taxonomy places the organism in Eukaryota, Metazoa, Chordata, Mammalia, Artiodactyla, Bovidae. The record is from RefSeq and is a predicted model, not a curated record. The coding region runs from base 1 to 2337 and encodes 778 amino acids.